Dermacentor andersoni is the source of this 2015-nucleotide messenger RNA. RefSeq lists its product as uncharacterized. NCBI's taxonomy places the organism in Eukaryota, Metazoa, Arthropoda, Arachnida, Ixodida, Ixodidae. The record is from RefSeq and is a predicted model, not a curated record. Gene Ontology annotation, molecular function: protein binding.
AAAGAAGCGAAUGCGCGUAUUGGGCAAACAUCAAGACAGGCAGCGGCGGCCAAGGGUUACGGGCCUCACAUGUGCAGGUCAUGACGAUACGCCUUUCAGCGUGGCGAACGAAUCGUCCUCGUCCCUGUGGUCACGACGCUUUGAAGCAAGCCACGAUGACGUCCUGCGGAACCAGAAAGAUCCUUCGUUUCACGGCCGCGCUGUGCUUUGUUGCGGCAUUCCAGACCACCCAUGCUUUCCAAGAGGCUUGCCCGCAACCUUCGGCCAUCAAAAUAGUGGACGUCGGCUUCGACUACGUCACUUUCGAAUGGAAUGCAACUGAGAACCUCCAGAACCCCUUGCACUGUGCGUGCGGCUUUCCGGGUGUCUACUCGGACGUCUGUUCCACGGACACGUAUCCCUCGCACUGCACCAAAAAUUUGACUGGCCGCGCCACAGCCAUGUUCAACCUGACGCCUGGCUACACCCACAGUGUCUGCGUGCAGACGCAGUGCUCCGCAACCAAUUUUUCGAGGCCAUUUUGCACGAAGAUCCACACCUUGUAUUUAGAGCCUUCGGAAUAUUUCGUGAACCUGGCCGUACUAGCUGGCAGUCCCACGCAAUUGCAAGCCUCUUGGACCACUCAUGGGUCUGGUGACGACGUCGUGAAACGGUACGAGCUCUCGUGGUGGAAGCGUGGCCCCCGCCAUGACAGCGCACCGGCGACGAGCAAAUCUACGGCAUUCUCCCACGAAACGUGGAUGACUCUCGACGGAUUGGAGCCCCACACGAGUUACGCAGUCCAGGUGGUCGCCGUCUGCGAAAACGGCAACGUCACGACGCGACGCCAAUCGGCAAUCGUGUCGGCUACCACCUAUCCCGAAGGCCUCGUGCACGUCUCUGACGUCACUCUGGCCACGACCAAUCGGAGCCCUUCGCUGUGCGACGUUUCCGUAGCGUGGAAGGCGAAUGCCGCAGAUAUGGAGGCACUCGAGCGACACGAGUACCGCGUCAAGCUGUGCGUCGGUGCGGAAGACGUCGCCGAAGAUUGCCGCAACGAAACAGUUCAGGGCGGGCGCUCCAGAGUUUCCUUUCCGGGUGUCCCCAAUUUCGCGCCUCUGCUCGCUGCGGUGACUCCAGUUUUUAAAAUUCCGGGCAGAGCGUUCGAAGGUGAGACCACCGUGGCUCGAGGCCCGAGCUGCAUGCUGAAAAUACCGAGAGUCGAAGAGCUAGCCAUCGGGAAAGUGACCGGUAGGUCGGCUCGCGUCACCUGGUCGAAGCUGAAAGAGCUUGACGGCGUCCGCGGUGCUCACUACCGUCUGGUUGUGAGCGCCGAUAUGCCCGCAAAGAAGGACGAGGAAGGUGGCACUGACACAGAGGGAGAGCAGGCAGAGGCAGCAGGCGACAGAUCCGCAGAACGCGACGACACCAUCGUGCAAAAUUUGUCUGCGAAUGAAACCAGCUUCGAGCUGCUCGGCUUGAAACCGUGGAAGAACUACUCCGUCACUGUCACACCUGGAGUCACAGCGACCGGAGUGGCCGUAACGGGAGAGAGUUCCAGUGAAGUCUUCGAAACGCCAGCGGGACCCCCGGGCAAGCCUCGAAACCUCUCCGUGGUCGCACGUGAAGGAGACCUCUACCUGACCUGGCUCGGUCCGGAAUCGUGGAACGGGCCCCGCGGGGGUUACGAAGGCAACGUCGCCUGCGUCCAGGACAACGUCAGGGUCAACAGGCCCAGCGUCGUUCUCGGGCCCGACACGACGGAGUUCGCGACUCCGGCACCGAGCCCUGGAACGUCUUGCACCUUGAGCGUCCACGCUUUCAACGUGUACCAAGGAAAAUCCCUGGACGGAGACGUUGCCAGGGUCCAGUUCAAGUUUACCAGCGGCGAAGACGCCUUGCAACGGUAGCCGGGACUUUUUCGAGCGACGAAUGAGGAGGCAACGUCCCGGAACGCACUCAAUAAUGCCAAACGAUCGCAUUCGCAUACUCAGAGUAAGGCUGAAUAAAAGGGUGUUCAGGAAAAUUGAUCCCAA